AUGGAUUACGAGGCACUGAAGGACCAAUGGAGUGAUGUGGAGGACCGCGAUGGCAUCAGACUCAGUUGGAACACUUUCCCGAGCACUCGCAUGGAAGCGUCCCGCCUGGUCGUUCCCAUCGCUGCCGUUUACACCCCGUUGAAGGAGAAGCCCGAUGCCCCGUUGCUACAAUAUGAGCCCGUCACCUGCAAGCAACCCUGCCGAGCUGUGCUCAACCCAUAUGCCACUGUGGAUGUGCGCGCACGAAUCUGGAUCUGUCCCUUCUGUCUGUCGCGCAACCCUCUUCCUCCCCAUUAUAAGGACAUUACGGAGAACACGAUACCCCCAGAGCUCCACCCGCAAAGCACGACGAUCGAGUACCAAUUGGCACGACCAGCCCCCGCUCCCCCCAUUUUCGUUUUUGUCGUCGAUACUUGUCAGGAGGAUGACAGCUUGCAGGCUGUGAAGGACUCCCUCAUCAUGAGCCUGUCUCUCUUGCCCCCCAAUGCGCUGGUCGGUCUGAUCACCUUCGGUACAAUGGCCCAAGUUCACGAGCUUGGUUAUACCGAGUGCGCAAAGUCAUAUGUCUUCAGAGGAAACAAGGAUUACUCCGCCAAGCAGGUUCAAGAAAUGCUUGGCCUGGCCGGUGGUGUGCGCCCUGGUGUUCCUCAACAACAGCCCGCUCGACCCCCUCUUGGCCCGGCUGCGCGCUUCCUUAUGCCCGUUCAGCAGGCCGAGUUCCAGAUCACCAAUGUCCUCGAGCAAUUGCAACGCGAUCCCUGGCCAGUGGCCAACGAUAAGCGUCCCCUGCGUUGUACUGGUGUUGCCUUGAGCGUUGCUGUUGGUCUGCUUGAGACUUCCUUCCAGAAUGCCGGAGGUCGCAUCAUGACCUUCACUAGUGGUGCAGCGACUGAAGGCCCUGGUCACGUUGUUUCACCAGAGCUCAAGGAGCCCAUCCGAUCGCACCACGAUAUUGACCGGGACAACAUCAAGUACUACAAGAAGGCUGUGAAGUUCUACGAUGCCCUCGCCAAGCGCGCUGCCAACAAUGGUCACAUUGUUGAUAUCUUUGCCGGAUGUCUUGAUCAGGUGGGUAUGCUGGAAAUGAAGAACCUCUCCAACUACACUGGAGGCCACCUACUUCUCACGGAUAGCUUCACAUCGUCACAAUUCAAGCAAUCGUUCGUUCGCGUAUUCGACAAGGAUGCCAACGACAAUCUUUUGAUGGGUUUCAAUGCAUCCCUUGAGGUGCUCACAACCAAGGAACUCAAGGUCACCGGUCUGAUCGGCCACGCUAUCUCACUGAACAAGAAAUCAAGCUCUGUUGGCGAAACAGAGUGCGGUAUCGGCAACACCUGUGCGUGGAAAAUGUGCGGAAUGGAUCCUUCCUCCAGCUAUGGCAUUUACUUUGAGAUUGCCAACCAAGGUGGCCCAGCUGCCGUUCAACCAGGUCCUCAACGGGGUGUGAUGCAGUUCUUGACAUACUACCAGCACUCAUCUGGGCAUUACCACUUGCGCGUGACUACCACUGCGCGUCCCUUGAGUGGACCCGCGGGUGACCCUACCCUUGCGCAGUCCUUCGAUCAGGAAGCUGCUGCUGUCCUCAUGGCCCGUAUUGCAGUGUUCAAGGCGGAGGUUGAUGACGGCCCAGACGUACUGCGCUGGGUUGACCGUAUGCUAAUCAGACUUUGCUCCCGAUUCGCCGAUUACCGAAAGGAUGAUCCCACAUCUUUCCGAUUGGAAAAGAACUUCACCUUGUAUCCCCAGUUCAUGUUCCAUCUCCGCCGCAGUCAGUUCUUGCAGGUGUUCAACAACUCGCCUGAUGAGACUGCUUUCUACCGUCAUGUCUUGAACCAUGAGGAUGCCGGUGACUCUCUUGUCAUGAUCCAGCCCACCCUCGAUUCAUACUCUCUCGAGCAAGAGGGGGCUCAACCAGUCCUGCUUGACUCUGCUUCUAUCCAGCCUGCCCACAUUCUCCUUCUUGAUACAUUCUUCCACAUACUUAUUUUCAAUGGCGAGACUAUUGCCGAAUGGAGGAAAGCCGGAUACCAUGAACAAGAAGGCUACGAGAACCUCAAGGCGCUUCUUGAUCAACCCAAAGAGGAUGCUAGGGAUCUUAUUUCCGACCGUUUCCCCCUACCCCGUUUCAUCGUCUGUGAUGCUGGCGGCUCUCAGGCCCGUUUCUUGCUGUCCAAGCUGAACCCAUCGACCACCCAUACCACGGGCGGUUACGGUGGUGGUGUCUCGUCGCAGACCAUCUUCACUGAUGACGUCUCGCUGCAGACAUUUAUGGACCACCUGAUGAAACUCGCUGUAUCCGGAACCAGCUAG
Penicillium paradoxum is the source of this 2310-nucleotide messenger RNA. RefSeq names its product GTPase-activating protein SEC23 (gene sec23). Gene Ontology annotation, molecular function: GTPase activator activity; zinc ion binding. The transcript has 7 exons. Bases 1 to 2310 code for a protein of 769 amino acids. Gene Ontology annotation, cellular component: COPII vesicle coat; endoplasmic reticulum exit site. Gene Ontology annotation, biological process: COPII-coated vesicle cargo loading; intracellular protein transport; COPII-coated vesicle budding. The record is from RefSeq and is a predicted model, not a curated record. NCBI's taxonomy places the organism in Eukaryota, Fungi, Ascomycota, Eurotiomycetes, Eurotiales, Aspergillaceae.